GGUCUCUGACGAAGCUUCAGGUCGAUUUCAGGUUUCCCAUUUAGCUGGUUUUUUGUGGGUUAGGGGUAGGUAGUUCAUGAUAGCCAUCAGCUUAGAACCACUGGUUUUAUUGGUCUGAGCUAGUUGUGCUCUUUUUAAUCCCCAAAACCAACUAAAAACAGAAGGUUCUCUUUGCAUAUAAUAUGGGCAUGAAAAGAAAAAUUGCAGGAGAAAGCCAUAGAACUUCUUCAAGUGACUCCAAAGUUGCUCGAAUAGAGGGUUUAAGUUAAUCAUGUAAUGCUAAAUGAAUCAACCAUUUUAUCCAAGCAUCAAAAAGCCUAUCCUUUCUCGACCGUUUGCCUCCAAGAGGAAAAAUCAGUAGGAAUUGUGGACUGUUGAUGGUUCUUUGAUCCAUCCAAAUUGCAGACCCAACCGUUUCAAUUCGUGGGAUCGAUUUGGUGCAUUUAAAGUUCAAUUUAUACAGAGAAAGUUUCUGGCAUUUUCUCGUGAAGACGAAGCGCCAGGAUUGUUUUGCAGUUACCUCAUAAUUCGUAUCUCCUUCCACUUCCUUCUCUCUCUACAAAACCUGCCCUUAUUUCUCUUUCUUUAAAACUUGUUCCAAUUCUACACUAAUGAUCAUUCAGUUCAGGUGGGCCUUCUUGAUUUUGUUCAAAAUUAAACGGGUCUGUGAGAUUUUGGCGGAAUGAGGACUGCAACAGGGGAAAAUCCAAUCUCCACGCCACCAAAGCUGUCUCUGUUUUCUUUUCCAAGACAACCAUUGGAGCCGCCAGGGAUGGUGACGCCGCCGCUGCAUGAGUCGAUUUCUGUGCCGUUUCACUGGGAAGAGGCACCGGGGAAGCCGAAGCCGCUCGGAGUUAUUGAAUUGAAUCCAAAGCCCAAAAGUGCAAGAACUUUGGAUCUGCCACCCCGGCUGUUCGCCGACACCAAGGUAGCCCAUUUUGCCUCUCCGACAAUCGCCGCGGAUGACCCCGUCGCCGGCCGAGACCCAUCGUUCAGGUUCCCGGACAGCUGGGCGGAGACGGCGACGAGGGAGGGAAAGGAUGUUAACAAGGAAAAUGUGAAGCGUGGGUCAGAAAUUUCACUCUUGGCCGGCGGUGCGGACGACGGCAAUACGAGAGUGAAGAUCACGAGAUUAAGGAUAAGAAGAAACUUUCUUGGGACAUCAAAUUCAAAGUCGCACAUCAUCGCAAGUCCUCAUUAUCUCAAUCUUCCAACUAUUUCUAAAGCAUGCGUGCAUGGGAGCUUGAAGCAAGUGCUUCCAUGGAGACGUAAGCAUGAUGAAUGAAAGUGGUUGCCUCAUGAUUUCAA
Cucurbita maxima (winter squash) is the source of this 1308-nucleotide messenger RNA. RefSeq lists its product as uncharacterized. The record is from RefSeq and is a predicted model, not a curated record. Bases 683 to 1285 code for a protein of 200 amino acids. The transcript is spliced from 2 exons. Lineage: Eukaryota; Viridiplantae; Streptophyta; Magnoliopsida; Cucurbitales; Cucurbitaceae.